This is a messenger RNA of Pestalotiopsis fici W106-1, 1467 nucleotides long. RefSeq lists its product as uncharacterized. NCBI's taxonomy places the organism in Eukaryota, Fungi, Ascomycota, Sordariomycetes, Amphisphaeriales, Sporocadaceae. Gene Ontology annotation, biological process: amino acid transmembrane transport. The record is from RefSeq and is a predicted model, not a curated record. Gene Ontology annotation, molecular function: amino acid transmembrane transporter activity. The coding region runs from base 1 to 1467 and encodes 488 amino acids. Gene Ontology annotation, cellular component: vacuolar membrane. The transcript has 4 exons.
AUGUCCAAAGAGGCUGCUGAAAAAAAGGACGAUGAAGAAAACGGUAUCCAGCCGACGUUGUCUACGCAGCCUGGAACCUAUAUUCAGGGAAUUGUUCAUGACGAUGUCUUUGGAGAUAUCACACAGGGAGGUCCAAACUACCGUGCAUUGGGAUGGAAGGGCACGGUUGUGCUCAUGUUGAAAACGCAAAUUGGCCUGGGAGUAUUGACAAUACCGCAAACCUUUUCUGUACUCGGCCUCAUUCCGGGAACUAUAUGUGUAGUACUCAUUGCUGCCAUGAUCACCUGGUCCAACUACGUCAUCGGUAUCUUCAAGUUGCGCUAUCCGAAUGUUUAUGGUAUUGAAGAUAUCGGUCAAAUGUUUAUGGGAAAGUUUGGCUAUGAAUUCUUAGGAAUCAUGUUCGCCAUCUACUGGAUUACCACUGCAAGUUCUAGUUUCAUAGGCUGGUCGACUGCCUUGAAUGCAAUCUCAAGCCAUGCUACUUGUACUGCCGUGUAUGUAGCUGUUGCCGCUAUUUUGGCUGCAUAUCUUGGGAGUAUCCAAACCCUCGGACGAAUUUCCUUAUUGUCCUGGAUUGGGAUAUCCAGUAUCCUUAUUUCAGGUCAGCAUUAUACAGAUCAUUCAUCCUCAAUUUCACUACCACUGACUGAAACUCUUGAAUCAGUCCUAGCCUUAGUUAUUUCUGUCGGCGUUCAGGAUCGGCCGGCUUCUGCCCCUCAGUCCGGACCUUGGCAAUCAGAUUACGUUCUUUUUGCAAAUCCAAGCCCAGCUGAAGCUUUUGCUGCAGUCUCGACCAUUGUGUUCUCCUUUGCCGGAACACCUGCCUUUUUCAACAUUGCUGCCGAGAUGCGGGACCCUCGAAUGUACACCCGAGCUGUGCUCAUCUGCCAGUCGAUCAUGACUAUAAUCUAUGUCACGCUCGGGAUUGUGGUUUACCAUUAUUGCGGGUCAUAUGUCUCGUCUCCAGCUUUGGGCUCUGCAGGCACAACAAUGAAAAAGGUGUGCUAUGCAAUUGCGCUGCCGGGCCUGACCGUUAGCAUCACUCUGUUUAUUCAUUUUACUGCAAAAUACCUCUUGUUGCGGUUCCUACGAGGUACUAAACACUUGACGCAGAAUACGCCCACCCAUUGGGCGACCUGGCUUGGUUGCACUGUAGGCAGUGCCCUCCUCGCCUACAUCAUUGCCAGCGCCGUCCCCAAUUUGAGUGGCCUCGUGUCUCUGGUUGGCGCUGUCGGUGGUACCAUCAUGUCGUUGCAACCCAUGGGCUUCAUGUGGCUUUACAUGUUCUGGGGCGAGAAGAAAACCACAAAAAGCAUGCUUUGGGCCAGUUGGGCUGUUUUUGUGAUUGUUUCUGGAUCCUUCUUGACCAUUGCUGGUACUUAUGGUGCUCUGAGCGACAUUAUCGCAGACUACCGUGCUUUGGGGGGCACUGCUGCUUGGACUUGUGCAGACAACUCAGGCUCUUAA